AUGACGGCUUUUGCCCGUGCUCAUGAGCUUCUGCGUGGCGCCAAGUUCAUCGACUAUAAACAGCUGGGCCUCCCAUACCGCCUGUGCGCCUGUGAAGUGGCCUUCAACGCAUCCCUGGCAGCGCAAAAGGCCAAUGAGACCAGCAAGGCCGAACACUAUUCCCACAUCGCCCACGACAGCUCUACCCAUCUCACCGACGCCCAUCGGUCCCUUGCCACAUCGGCGCGCAGUGAACCCUUUGUCCUUUCGAGUCGAAUCGGUAUCUUUGAGCCACCCGCCGCCAAGGUGAAAGGCCUCAAGGCAAAACAGUUCAUGGGCAAGAGCGAAUUUCGCGCGGGUCUCUAUGCGGACGACAAAGAUGUUGGUUUCGAGGGCGACCGUGUUCUGGAGAAGCUCGACGCUGAGGGCUUGAAGCGCUUGGCCGUCAAGUCGCACACGGCCAGUGCUGAUGUGGCUGUUGGGACACACAAGGUUUGUGGCGUCUGCCACAAAUCGGACGGAAGAUGCGAGGUCACUCCAAUCUGCUGCCGCACCACGUACUCACUCGCGGUUGCGACAGGCGUCAACCAACGCUCCAAAGCCUCGGGUGUAUUUCCCAUCAGCUAUGUGCAAAAGCUGACCAAGGCGGAGCGCAUGCGAGCGCCGCCGCCCGCUACACGGCCGCCACCGCCUUCACUUGGCGGUUCGCAUCCGGGGUCUGGUCGUGCUUCGCCUGCAUCCCCGUCGUCGUCAUCCAAUGCCUCCUCGCUGAGCCGCAACGGCAGCACUCGUCCACCACCUCCAACCAGCAGCCCCCCACUGUCCUCCUCCCCGCGCUCAUCCUCGGGUGUGGCGAGCGUGGUUGGAUCUGCAAAUCGCCUGCGACACAAUGAUGUCAGCACCGGCGGCGUUCCCGUCGUGGCCCGUGCUAGUGGCAAAUCCAAGCCACCCCCGAAACCGCAGCUGCCCGGUUCGAUUCGAUCCAACAAAUCUUUUGGGCGCUCCUUUUCAGCCAGCGAUGCCCCUGCAUCGGAUACCCAGGCAAGCAAACUGGAUAAAGCGCCACUUCGCCCUCCUGCGCCAUCGGCAUCUGCGCUUUCCAGCUCCCUGCCUGGACCCACUAGUUUGACGGAUGAUCGUCGCGACUCUGAGCAAUUGGCCAAUUCUGAAUUGGCCGAUGUUUUUGCAAAUCGCCAGAACUCGCUACGUCGCGUCUCCAAAGAUGCUUUGGAGACGGAUCAGCCAAACGAGACCGGUCAAACCCAAGCAGCCACCGUUGCUGAACGACGCAAGCUGCUCAUGAAGAACUCCAAUCGGAUCAAGGAAGAACCCGCUCAGAGCCCGGAUGUGCGCAAGACAGCAGGGUCGAGUGCCAAACCCCGCCUCCCCGCCAAGCCUGGGCCCCCUGUCAAGCCCGUCAUGCCAACAAAACCAACUGGACCACUCAAGCCUCCCAUGUCCGAGAAAACAAGCACUGUCACGUCAAGCACCGGCUCGGCCUUCACGAACAGCUCAGGCAAAUCAAGCGGGCCGACGACGACAGCGUCGACCAUGCAAGCUGUCCCCGCUCCGUCGACACCCCACGAACCGCCGUCGCUCAUCGAGAAAGGAUCGAUUCGUGACCGCGCCAAAUUGUUUGCCAAUGACAACGCUCCAGGAUCCGCGACCGGUGGUCUGCCCGUGCCCAAGCGCUUCCAAAAGUCGACGUCAUCCCCAAGCCUCGGCACUGCUUUGCCGAAUGACAAGGUGAAGACAGGCCAACCCAUACCUUUUCUUGAGCCAGUUGCAGCUGUCCCGGCGGUCCAGGAUAAUCAGAUAUUGGUGGAGCUGCAUCACAGCAGUGGGAGCAAGCACAUUGCUGUCGAGAAGACAUCGACUCUGCUGCAGCUCGAAAAGGAAGUUGCCGUGGCACUGAGCGAUGCCAAGUCUGCCUUGUGGUACAAGCCGAUGGCAGCCGCGCCUGAACUCAAGAUGACAGACCAAAG
This is a messenger RNA of Monosiga brevicollis MX1, 1964 nucleotides long. RefSeq lists its product as uncharacterized. The transcript is spliced from 6 exons. Gene Ontology annotation, biological process: superoxide anion generation. Gene Ontology annotation, molecular function: superoxide-generating NADPH oxidase activator activity; protein binding. NCBI's taxonomy places the organism in Eukaryota, Choanoflagellata, Craspedida, Salpingoecidae. The record is from RefSeq and is a predicted model, not a curated record. The annotation marks the transcript as partial.